Molecule: messenger RNA, 1269 nt
Organism: Anneissia japonica
Lineage: Eukaryota; Metazoa; Echinodermata; Crinoidea; Comatulida; Comatulidae
Product: 26S proteasome non-ATPase regulatory subunit 8-like
Exons: 7
Coding region: 6-851 (281 amino acids)
Biological process (GO): proteasome-mediated ubiquitin-dependent protein catabolic process
Cellular component (GO): proteasome regulatory particle, lid subcomplex; cytosol; proteasome regulatory particle
Source: RefSeq, a predicted model, not a curated record
AAGAGAUGAGAUGCUUGAGGGCGCACUCGUUUCUACAAGCAGCAGCAAUAAUCAUGGCGACAAUGAAAGAAGCAGUGUCAUUGUACGAUGUUUUGAGUAAAGAAUGGAAGAAGAAGAAGCCGAAUUUAGACAAAUGUGGAGACAUACUUCAAAAGCUUAAGAUUGCCCUCCUAAAGUUGUCAUUUUUGCCAACUGAAGAAUGUAAACCAUCACAGAAGGAAUUAAUCAUUGCAAGGGGAAUACUUGAAAUUGGUGUCCAGUGGAGUGUUUUGAAAAGUGAUACAGCAUCUUUUGAACGCUACAUGGCACAAUUGAAACCAUAUUAUUUUGACUAUAAAGAUGAAAUCCCAGAAUCUGCUUACAAACUUCAACUUCUUGGCUUAAAUCUUUUGUACCUUUUAUCACAAAAUAGACUUGCAGAGUUUCAUACGGAAUUAGAGCUUCUUCCAGCUACAGAAAUCCUGAAUAAUAUUUACAUCAAACACCCAGUGUCAAUGGAACAAUAUUUAAUGGAAGGUAGUUACAACAAGGUGUUUCUUGCUAAAGACAAUGUACCAGCUGAAAGCUACAACUUCUUCAUUGACAUUUUACUGGAUACAAUCCGGCUAGAGAUUGCUGCUUGUGCUGCUAAGGCCUAUGAAAGAAUCGCCCUGAAUGAAGCUACAAGGAUUUUAUUUUUUAGCAAUGCUAGGGAAGCAAAAGCAUUUGGAGAGGCACAAAAUUGGAAUUUAAAGGAUGAUGGGUAUUUGUACUUUAGUAACGAUGAGAAGAAAGCAGAUGAGGUGAUACCAGCGUGCGAGUUAGCUGAGCAGACGAUAGAGUAUGCCCGGGAAUUAGAGAUGAUUGUGUGAGACAGCCAAACUCUUAGGAUGAUUUGAUCUUAGUUCAUUGAAAUUGACAGAGCAUAAUUAUAUUAUUAGUGCUCUAUUUUGUUAUUAAUUUUGCCUCCUUCAUAUUCUUAACUUAAAUGACAGUUGAGAAUAUGAAGGAAUCACAGAAAAUAAUUACAAUCACGAAAAUUCUUUUCUGCAUAUUAACUAAACAAAUAAAUAUUGCAGACUUGCAUCUAAAUGUAUGAACAUAAAUGUAUUUAUUUCUUGACAGAACAAGUUCCUAAAAUUGCAUUGCAUGCACAGAAUUAAAAGUUGGCAUCUUUAUGAGAUAUGUAAUUGUACUUGUAAGGGUUACUUUGUCUCAUUAUUGUAAGAAAAAUUCAACUUGUCUACAAAUGUUUUUUAAAGAAUUAAACUGGACUUCAAACGCAUUGAA